Actinia tenebrosa (Australian red waratah sea anemone) is the source of this 5062-nucleotide messenger RNA. RefSeq lists its product as uncharacterized. Gene Ontology annotation, biological process: cell surface receptor signaling pathway; G protein-coupled receptor signaling pathway. Gene Ontology annotation, molecular function: G protein-coupled receptor activity. Lineage: Eukaryota; Metazoa; Cnidaria; Anthozoa; Actiniaria; Actiniidae. Gene Ontology annotation, cellular component: membrane. The record is from RefSeq and is a predicted model, not a curated record.
AGCGAUCAGACAGCAAAAGCAACCGAGGAAUCCGGCAAAGAAUCCUAUGCAAAGAAUAUUCCCUCUGCAAGAUCGUGUUAGUGGAUCGGUCACAGUUCUAAGGUAAUUCUACCCAGGUUCAAAAUGAAGCACGUCAAGCAGCUGUUUUUCGUUGUUCAAGCUUUUUAUGUCGUUGCGCAAGACGCUCUAGCUUCGAAGUACACUGGAAUGGGGAAUUUGAGCCUUCCGUUCUCAUGCGCCCAAGAGAAUUCAUGCAAGAAUCGAACUAGAUGUGGUAAAGAGUUAGAGACGCAAAGAGGUGAAAAUUCGCCACCGAGAUGUUUCUGUGAUUCUCACUGUUCAUCACUGAAUGAUUGCUGUGCUGACCACGAGCCGUCUUGUCAGACGAACAACCAAGCCAGCAGGAUCCCGAAAACACAUCUUACGGCCAACACAUGGCGGUGCUAUCAGUACUCCAAGAUCCCACGUUCUCCAGGAAUAUGGAUGAUAGCCACUUGUCCUGUUAAUUACACAGAUAAUAUGGUAACAAGAGCGAAAUGUGAAGACGCUGCUAAUAAAGCCUUGACGUCCUCAUCGAACGAUUUCUUGAGUAAUGUACCAACUACGCACUGUUAUAAAGGAGGUAGCUGCGUCAUUUUUAGAAACUACUACUGCGCCCGAUGCAAUGGCGUUUUGGCGCCAAUAUUUUGGAAAUUAAUUUGGAGGUGCAAUAUCAGUCCCCCUAAACACUUGAACAACACUGAGAGCCUUAAGUUUUUGUUGAAAUAUUGUCCCGAUUUCCGGCUUGAACCUCAUGAUAGCACUUCGAGGAGGUACUGCUAUGGUGUGGUUUCAAACUGCAGCGCCAAAGUCGAUUCUUUUAUCAAAGAUGACUGCGUCAAAGGACCGGCGCGAUUGGUAUACCACUCCAAAACAGACAAACACUACAAGAAUCCCAGUUGUUUAAUGUGUAACGGACUGAAGCUCGAGGAUGCUAUCUGCGGCCCCAGUGAAUUCUCAUCUCAAGUUUUUCAGCCGAAAUCUUUUGAAAUGGUGCUCCAGUUUGCGAAGCCUCCAUGGGGUAACGAAUUAACUAGUACAACUACCAAUACGACAUCUUGCGGUAAAGAAAUGGUUUACGACAAGUUUCUGGAAGAAUGUCGUCGAGGUGCUCUCCCAGAUCCUGUUCAAUCUAUAGUAGACAAAUUUCGUUUCAAGAUGUGGCUCAGACCUGUGUCAUUGGACACUUUAAUGGAAGAUAAGGAUGUUUUUAAGCGCGCAAUUCUAGAGAGAUUUUCCCUCUCGCCGCGUGGCGUGACGGUUAUCUCGUUGAAGAAAGACGAAAACUCUGUAGCAGCAAUCUUUGACGUACAAGCUAUUUCCACUAACAACUCACUCAAUACAUCUUCGCCACUAUUUGAUCUAAAAAGCCUCCUGCAUUUCAGCGAUCACUUCAAGCUAUCGAUACAAGGAAAAACUUGGGACGUGUUCAAAGUCACGCACAAGAGAUUGGCAUGUUCUAAACCCAGCAUCUAUCCACCAGGGAAUUUUACACGUUUUAACGAUUCUAGUUUUUUAGUGAAUAACGAAACCUUAGUCGCAGUAGAAGACGGGCAGAUCAUUUCGCGGAACUAUUCCUACAAAAAUAUUCAAGCUGGGUCGUUAUUUGUAUGCACGUCCUUUUUCAGCGAGAUUUGUAAUCAGAGCCAAGUACUUCUUGCGCUAGAAGAAGAAGACUACGCAUUAUUGAAUGACACAGUGUAUUUUAAAGCAGCCGGUCAAAGCUACCCUCCCGGGUCGUACGAGAUGCAGGGGACGACAGCUUGGGUGUGUACGGGUUAUAAGAACCAUACCAACUCAAUCUUAAACAAUCUUUUUAAUGCGCAAACAAAGUGGAUGGAUAAUGAAAUCCUUUGGUAUUUUACAGUCUGUGGUUUUAGCAUGUCAAUCGUGAGUUUAGUCUUUCUACUCGGUACGUAUGUGAUCUUCAAAGAGCUUCGCACGUUGCCUGGUAAGAACAUGAUGAGCCUGUCAAUGGCGCUUAUUCUAGGCGAGUUCAUGUGGCUGUUGGGAUCAGGAGACACGGAUAAUCCAGGCCUGUGCAAAGCAUCCGCGGUAUUGCUCCAUUAUUUAUUCCUGGCUUCGUUCGCUUGUAUGACGGUGAUUGCGUACGACACCCGGCGAGCUUUUCCUAAAAACAACGCGCACAUGUCCAACCACUUGUUCCCGUCAAGUCAACUACGCCUAAUUGUGUAUGUACUAUUCUCCUGGGGACUUCCCCUGGUGUUCGUCGUCACCUGCUUCCUCCUCGACCAACAAGGCGCAGUUGCUAUUGGAUACGGCAACACUGUCAUAUGCUGGCUAACGGAAAUGAAGGCUCAGAUAAUAGUCUUUGGAGUUCCAGUUGGAGUUAUGCUGCUUUACAACUUGGUCGCCUUCAUACAGACCGUCCUAUCUAUAAGGGUGGCCAGGAUUGGAUCCAAGACCCUCCAUCGCCAAGGUGGUACUCAUGGCAGCGACUGUAAGAUCUACUUGAGAUUGAUGACCCUUAUGGGAUUCACUUGGUUUUUUGGAUUCGGCGCGCAUGCGCUGCACGAGUCGUUGAUGUACGUCUUUGUUCUUCUGACGUCACUGCAGGGCGUGUACCUUGCCCUCGCCUUCGCCGUCAAACCACAUGUGUUUAAUUUGUACAAAAAUAGGGUGGCUACGUUCAGCAUCAGCAGAAAAACGACCAUCUCUACUAUGGAUCUUACGACUAGUAUGMAAAGCACACCAUCAAGAGGUACUGAGUCGGUGAUGUAAACACAAAGGUUUAUCUACCCAACACCUUUUACCCAGGAAGACUACGACUAGUAUGCAAAGCACACCAUCGAGAGGUACUGAGUCAGUGAUGUAGACACAAAAGUUUAUCUACCCAACACCUUUUACCCAGGAAGACUACGACUAGUAUGCAAAGCACACCAUCGAGAGGUACUGAGUCAGUGAUGUAAACACAAAGGUUUAUCUACCCAACACCUUUUACCCAGGAAGACUACGACUAGUAUGCAAAGCACACCAUCGAGAGGUACUGAGUCAGUGAUGUAGACGCAAAGGUUUAUCUACCAACACCUUUUACCCAGGAAGACUACGACUAGUAUGCAAAGCACACCAUCGAGAGGUACUGAGUCAGUGAUGUAAACACAAAGAUUUAUCUACCCAACACCUUUUACCCAGGAGAUAACGACUAGUAUGCAAAGCACACCAUUGAGAUAACAGCUGUGCAACAGUUAAACAAAGAAGUGGUACUCUUGAGAAUAAACGACAAAUAAGGUUUAUUAACACUGAAAAUAAGCUACUCUCAGGACGGAUAAACAGAGCUUGAGAUUUUCAUCUUAAAUCUCGAGACGACCACGUAAACUAUACCCCUUUUGGAGCCGAGUUGGAAGUAAAAACGACAAGCCUGCCAAGCCACUUGUCAUAUUUUGAACGUCGUUUUUGAAGGUCAUUUUGAUAGUUAAUAUAUAUUCGUGGGGAAAAAACUUACCGUACUUCGAACGGAAAAACACGGACGAGCCACUCAGACAUUUAAGUACCAACACGACACAUGCUGUACUAAUUUGCUGCAAGCUUCCUACGCGUCAGAUUUGAUUUCUAACAUUGGUAUCACUUCAGGAAGGAAGCUUGCAAGAGGAUCAUUGGCUCAAAAAAACGGUUAAAAGAAAAAAAAAAAAACUCGUUACUUUAAGGACCGUUACUAUUCCUUAAUGGAGUAUUUGAGAUAUUCAUUAGCCUAAAAGAUAUACUCGUAGUUAAUCGUACAUAUGGUAGAGACUGAUAAUAUCAUCAAAGAUGACUUUAACUAGUACUUUAGUGAGUUGCUUGAAGGUACGUUAAUUAUUCAGAAAUGAAUAUUACGUAGACAUUUUGAGGUUCAAGAGGGUGUUGCGCAUUUUUGAAAGAUGAGAUCACGUUUGUAUUUGUUACUUCUCCCUUCUCUUUCUCUCUCUGUUUUGUUAUUGUCUUUCUUUUUUUCUUUUUUUUUUUUGUCAUUCUUUCGUUCAUCUCAAACACCCAAAGCAUGUCGAAUGCGCAGCUCGUUUUCCUCCUCGCUUGCGCAGGUAUCCAUCCGUGUAAUCUCACUGUCGUUAGCCAUCAUUACGGUCACACAUUUUUUGACUCGGUUAGCGCAAGACCCUAAUCAAACGCACUGUACUAAAAUGUAUCUGUUCUCUGUUCUGUUCACAAACGGAGACGAAUGGCUACCACAGGAACUCCAGUUGACAUACAUCAAGUAUAAAGACAGAGCGCGCACUUCAAAGUCAUGACUAGUCUAUUUACUUACUAACUAUACGUGACUAAAAUCACAUUAUUAUGAACUUGAAAUUAGCCAACAACACGUCUCUAACACCAAGCAAUUAACGAAAAUGGGAACCAAGAGUAGAAGUGUAGUGGGUUAUAAUGUGAACACCUCCGGGUAUUCCGGUUUUCUCUUCCAACAGUUAUAUCCAACAUAAUAAAUUCCAAUUCGAUCUGCGAGUUAUCUUUGACAGGACUUAGAUCAGCCAUCGCGAUGUUCCUCUCUGCGCGCGCGCCUUAAAUUCUUAACGUAGAUCACAAGAAGAAAAAGAACAUGGUGGCGUGCUUUGUUGGUUAGUACGACAGUGUGUGAAAAAAGAGGCGUAAAGACUUCCUUUGCAAAUCUCCUGGUCGUUUUUUUUUUCACAGCACACAUCAAGCUUAGCACAUUUUAUUUUUUAGAAUAGUAUAAAACAUUACAGUGUCGAAACAAGGAAAGAUUCUUAAUGUCAUGACUAGAGGCACAAUAGAACCGCUAUCAUCUAUCUAUGCUUCAACCUUAAUAUUUUAGGCUUAUGAGUGAAAAGUCUGCAAUGUCACGUCUUUCAUGCGAAGGUCAAAGUCCGCAAGCAUUAAGAUACGUUAUCAUGAGAAUAAGUACACAGAAGCCGACGUUUAGCCUUGAAGGGCCUAAGAUUACAUUAUACAGUGUAAUAUACUCUUAAUUAUGUAGUAUUUAGAGUGUCACAUUAUUGGUAUUAAAUAAGGGCCAUUAUCUUGGUUGAUCUUAAUAAAAAAAUUGUCAUGA